UAGAGAAGCAGACGGCUGGAUGGAAAAGAAGAAGAAGAAGCUCUUCCUCCCCGAGUCAGCAGGUGCCAUGCGAAGCUCAACGGUCGUGCUGUUUGCUGCCUUCGUCGUGACCUGGCUUGGCUCGGCGUCGGCAGUGGUGGAGACACAGACGAAAGUGACCAGGCCUGCGCGAGCAGAAGGUGGACUACUGAGCUGGCCAGAAGACAGGAAGCUGAACGACAGGAGACUGACGCUGCCUGGUGACGCCGUCCCGAAGCCAACUCAUGGGGAUGCUACGACGUUGACCCAUGCGCAACAGGCGGGGUUCCACGCCCCUCUGGGGUCAUCCGGUUUGCGACCGGCUCCGGCGAUACCAGAGGGUGACGGCAGGCGCUCCUACCUCCUGGUGGCGGCACUUCUGGUAGUGGUCUUCGUGACGGCCAUGGUUGGGGGCAGCGCGCUUCGCCGCCGCUGGAGGAAAAGGAGGAGGUCGUCACCAGGCGCUCGAAGGUUCGCCGAAGUGCCUUAGACAUCAGACGUCGCACAAAAAAAAAAAAGAGAGCGGCGCAGAUGCAAUAAAACUUUGUGUG
Molecule: messenger RNA, 569 nt
Organism: Dermacentor albipictus
Lineage: Eukaryota; Metazoa; Arthropoda; Arachnida; Ixodida; Ixodidae
Source: RefSeq, a predicted model, not a curated record